GCCUAAUAAGUUUUGGUGUGUGCUUUGGGCUCUUAAGUAAUGCUAAAGGUCUACAAUUGCCAAGGCCUUUCACGUUUAUGAUUGCCUAAGGAUUUUUUGAGAAUGUGAAUGACCUUUGGCAGCUCACAGAAUUUAAUCCACACACACCCUCCAAAACAGGACUUUUUUUUCAUGGUGUGCCUAUUUAUUCAAUUAAUGAAAUAAUCUCGAACUUUUUUGUGUUGUAAGACUGCCUGUAGAACAGGGUGACUAAAGUGCUCUAAUUAGGUGGCUGACAGCUGCAUAAUAAUUAGCAAUGCACAGACUGUUGUCUCUGGUUUUCUUCAAAACCCAAGGUAGUAUUUCUAUUUAGGAGGUAACCUGAAAUCUUUGUCCCGAAGAUGUUUGCAGGGCAGCCAUUGUUAAAUAAUAUACGUGAGGUUUUACUGCAAAUUGUGUGUUUAUUUAGUCUCAGGCUGAAUAUGAAUCCACGAAUGCUGAGAUGCUGUAGGUAACCUGCUACCAAUAAUGUCUGUGGUCGGUUCUGCUGUGAUACACUUUCUGGGUUUCUGUGGUGUUGGUAAAUAUAAAGUACCUGAAAGGCCUGUUAAGUGAGCUGUGGAUAAGGGUCACAGUGGUCUGUUAUCAUAAUGGAAUUUUAUUCAAAGAAACUUGAAAAUAAACCCACCUCCUUAGAGCAAUGUCACCAACAAAGGACUGCAUUGUAGAGCUUGUUUCUGGAUGUAUUUGUGGGUGUUUGUGCAACGCUGCUUGCCACAGAGAAUCUCUAGAAUAUUCCCAAACUGUUCUCCAAGAUCCACAUGAAUUUACUGGCAAGUAAAUGAUGCCAGCAAGAAAUCUUUAACUUACCUUAUUCAUCCAAAGGCUGACUUAAGUCGAUUUUGUGAUGUGCCUUUGGUGCUAGCUGCUGUUGAGCCAAAGAUUUUGAGUCUGGGACUCUGGGAGGGUGCUGCCUGCUAUGCCAGCUCACGUAUGUGUAUCAGCUUUAGAUGGUUUAGCUCUACCGCAAAGGGACAAAUUUUCUUUCGAGGCUUUUGUAAUCACUGACUGCUGUCCCUGAUUCUUGCCACUGUCAGGCUAGAAGUAGGGCAAAUGCUUGCAAAUACUAGUUGUUUUCUUCAACUCUUUGCAGAAAUGGCUCAAGAAGAGAUGGAAGUUGAUCUCCAGCCAGUGGCUGGUUACUCUGUAGAGAACCUUAGGACGCUUCCCACAGAGCCUUCUGGUCACACAGCGCUGUUGUCCCGUGCUCCAGUGCUCGAUGAAGGAGGAGGCAGUGUUACAGUUCUUCCUGCUGAUGAUGCUGUUGUCAUACCAAACGCUGGUACAACGAGGGAAGCAGUUGCUGAGCCUGACCCGCAGUUGGGUCCUGCUGCAGCUCUCAACGGACUGCAAAGGCUACAAGGGGCACUUGAUCCAUAUCGGCCAUUUCACAUGCCACAGGUCACGCAGCGUCCGCGAGUGAGGAGAGCUCACAGGCAACAGAGAAUUGGUGGUUCCCAGAGGACAAUCAGUGCCAGGUCAGCAUUGGACAGUUACUUUCAACUCAGCAGGACCCAACAGCCAGCUACAAGACCAGUUCCACGUCUGGAGUCCUCGCAUAUUGCAAGGGACAACCAGGAACACAGCUCAGAUGUAACAAUAGAACUGAGUGACUCUGACAGCAGCACUUCUGCUGAGGAGGAGGACACAGUGGAGGCUGCAGCACCCCUGUUACCAUCAGCCCAGGAGACACUUCCAGCAGCUAGCUCAGUUUCCACUCAGGUCCAAGCAGAGCUGUCUCAAGCUUCAUCUCAAGCUUCUACAGAACAUGGAGGUCAUGAAGAUGAAGAGGCUGAAGUCCAGCAAAAGCAGAGAACUCCACUAAAGAAACUGGAACCAUCAGUUCCUGUUGCACCACUGGAUGAGGAGGAAGGGGAUACUUGUGCAAUCUGCUUUGAGCAGUGGACCAAUGCUGGGGACCACCGUCUCUCAGCAUUGCGGUGUGGACACCUAUUUGGUUACACAUGCAUUGAAAGGUGGCUCAAGGGACAAGCAGGGAAGUGCCCCCAGUGCAAUAAGAAGGCAAAACGUUCUGACAUUGUGAUCCUGUAUGCUCGCACUUUGAAAGCUCUGGACACCAGCGAACAGGAACGCAUGAAAAGCUCUUUAGCAAAGGAGCAAAAGUUGCGGAGGCAGGCAGAGCUGGAAUCUGCACAGAGCCGUCUCCAGUUGCAGGUUUUGACAGACGAAUGCAGCAAACUCCGCAAGCAAGUUCAGGAACUGAAGGCUCUGGUGGCCCAGCACAAUAUGAGUGCUUCUCAGCAACCUGGCAGCUCCCGUACCUGCAUCCCAGGCAGCCUCCCCUCCAGCCAAAGCCAGCGCAAGUACCACUUGGAGAAGGUUUUUGUGGUGUCUCAGACUGGGAACUGCAGAGUAAUGGCAUACUGUGACUCACUCAGUUGUCUUGUGGUAUCACAGCCUUCUCCACAGUCCACUUUUAUUCCUGGUUGUGGUGUUAAGAUGAUGAGCGUGGCCAACCUGAAGAGCAGUCAGUACAUCCCCAUCCAUAGUAAACAGAUUCGGGGACUGGCUUUCGGCAGUCGAGCAGAUGGCUUGCUGCUCUCUGCUGCUGUGGACAACACUCUCAAACUUACCAGCUUGGCAACAAAUACCGUGGUGCAGACAUACAAUGCUGGCCGUCCUGUCUGGAGCUGCUGCUGGUGUCUCGAUGAUACAAACUACAUCUACGCUGGAUUGGUCAAUGGCUCUAUCAUGAUAUAUGAUUUGAGAGACACGAACUCUCACGUCCAGGAACUAGUCCCUCAGAAGUCCAGGUGCCCCAUGGUAUCGCUGUCCUAUCUGCCCCGGAUGGCCUCAGCGUCACUGCCUUAUGGUGGAAUAUUAGCUGGGACCUUGGAAGGAGCCUGCUUUUGGGAACAGAAAACUGGCAACUCCUACCGGCCUCAUCACCUGCCACUGGAACCUGGAGGAUGCAUCGAUAUUCAAACAGAGAUCAGCACACGGCACUGCCUCGCGACGUACAGGCCUAGUAAAAAUAACCCAUGUGUGCGUUGUGUGAUGAUGGAACUGACUUGCAGCCCACUGACAGAGGCCUCUGAAGAUGUGGUGUAUUCUUCUAACCCAGUUCAGACUUUCAGUGCUGGGCCCACCUGCAAGUUGCUGACCAAGAAUGCCAUUUUUCAAAGCCCGGAGGAGGAUGGCAGCAUCUUUGUGUGUGCUGGUGAUGAGGCAUCUAAUUCUGCCCUGCUAUGGGAUGCUGGCAGUGGCUCCUUGCUGCAGAAGCUGCAGGCUGACCUGCCUGUGCUGGAUAUCUGCCCCUUGGAAAUGAACCAAACCCACCUCCUGGCUACUCUGACUGAGAAGACGGUGAAGAUCUACAAGUGGCAGUGAGAGUGGUCCCCAUGCCUGCCACAGAGAGGCUUUCCAGAUAUGCUGCUGAUAAACCCUACUCAACUGCUCGCUCCCAGACUGCUGCCCUCCACAUGCUGCUUACAGGAGACAGGAACCACUACAGCACCUUUCUGGCAGUAGGCAGGAUGUGCUGGUGCCUAGAGCAAUUCCCUUCUUCCUCCAUCUUCCUUUUUAGGUCUGCCGUUACUUCUCUGGUUAAUUUUCUUCGGUCAAACUCCGCAAGCUGCCUCAGCACAGCAAUAAUUCUUGGACUGUCUCCAGCAUGUGUUGCUGUACUUUUUUCCAGUGUGAAUACAGCACGGGGAGUUGCAAAUCAAUUCUACGAAUCAACAAAAUAAGAGGAACUUGAAGACCUGAGACUCCCACUGCACUUUCUCAUGGAGUCCUGCAGUGAUUACUGGGUGAUGAAAAGGUGGCAAUAUUGGCACCUCGCUAGCAUGGCUGACACUCAGUGUAAAAGCAAGGUCACUGCUUUAGGGGGCAUACUCCCAUGUUCUUUUGAAGGACUAGGGUCAGUUGGCAGAGGACAGACCCUGUUUUGUUGGCCAUGGAGAGAACAGGCUUGGAAAAUCUAGAGAGAUCCUUUUUUUCUUUUGUGUUUUUUUUUCCAGGAGCAUAUAAUUUACAGUGUAACUCCUUAAUUAUCUGCCCCCAUUUCCCUCCCUUUUUCUUCCCUGCUUCACCCGCAAGCAAACUUGGACAGUUUGGUUGUGGAAAAUGAAACUAGAGAAGUACAGGUAAAGAGGAUAUGAUUCUUCUACUGUUGGCUGCUGAUGUGCAUGUUGUCCUUCCUUAAAGACAGCAAUGUACUGAAACGGACAGUACCUUGGAAAAGAAUGCUGGCUGCUUUUUUUUAGUUGUUUUUUUUUUUCCCCUUUGAGGAACUGGUGGAAACUCAGGGAUUUCAUCAGCUUGCUUUCACUGACCUUUUGCCUUCCUUAAAUCAUAGUUGCCAGCUCACUGGCUGGUCACAGACAGCUUCCAGUUGUAUUUGAUUGCAGGUGUGCUGCAGACCUGCUGGUUUAUGUAAAUCUGAGCCCAUUGCAUGGGAUCACAGGUCAGGGGAUGUGUGCUGGCCAAGUACAGUGGGCUCUUAGCACCCUUACCAUAAAUACGCUGAGGAGUGUGAGAACUUUUAUCUCCAGGUCAGAUCAUGGAAGAGGACUUAGGUUUCAUUUUAUGUUUAACGAAAGCAAACUUGCAAGGAUGCUGGAAGCAGCAAGACCAGUUCCCUGUGCUGGAAAUGUAUCCCUUGGCACACCUCUGCCUCAUGUGGUAAGCAGCAUCUCUCCUGUUUGGAAUGAGUGGGCCACAACUUAAACUGCCAGAACAAUUUUAUUUUCUGAAG
Haliaeetus leucocephalus (bald eagle) is the source of this 4759-nucleotide messenger RNA. RefSeq names its product ring finger and WD repeat domain 3 (gene RFWD3). Lineage: Eukaryota; Metazoa; Chordata; Aves; Accipitriformes; Accipitridae. The record is from RefSeq and is a predicted model, not a curated record. Gene Ontology annotation, molecular function: protein binding; ubiquitin protein ligase activity. The transcript is spliced from 12 exons. Gene Ontology annotation, cellular component: nucleus; site of double-strand break. The coding region runs from base 1093 to 3390 and encodes 765 amino acids. Gene Ontology annotation, biological process: interstrand cross-link repair; protein ubiquitination; double-strand break repair via homologous recombination.